UGUGAUUUAACUAGUGAAUUAAUAACAUUUGAAUUUGGAUCGAUAGUGAAUGCAAGCGGAAUGCAAUCAGAAACACCAAAGAAAAUAUUUUCCAGUCUUCUGAACAAUCAUCAUUUCUCGUGAAAGCAGGUGCCUCAUUUUGAUUUAUGAGUUUAUAUUGUGAUACAAUGAUUUACAAAAACUUAAUACCUAUUUACCUGAAAAAAGUACUUGAUGAAAAACUUAUCUUAAUGAUUGCUGUAUUAUUUCGUUGGUUUGUCAGCUUGCAUGAUUAUUCUGGAAAAUCAAAAACUCCGAUGUAUGGUGAUUAUGAAGCCCAACGGCAUUGGAUGGAAGUAACAAUUUCUAUACCAACUAUUCAAUGGUAUUUUAAUUCGACCGACAAUGAUCUAUUAUAUUGGGGUCUUGACUAUCCACCAUUGACAGCCUACCAUAGUUAUUUAAAUGGUUUAGUACUUAAAAAAAUCCUUCCAGAGUCCGUCCAACUCAAUACAUCUAGAGGUUUUGAGUCAAAUUUUCAUAAACUUCUCAUGAGGUAUUCUGUGCUUAUAGUUGACUUGUUGAUAUUCAUCCCGGCUGUUUGUUGGUUUUGUAGACAGUUUUUCAAAAUUAAGAAUAAUAACCAACUAAGUCAAACAAUGACCAUUGCAAUGGCAUUGUUGUACCCCGGCUUAAUAUUAAUAGAUCAUGGACAUUUUCAGUAUAACUGUGUUUCUCUUGGUUUAUUUGUGGCAAGCGUUGCUAGUAUGUUCGCCAAUAAAACCAUUUUCACUUGCAUUUUGUUCAGUAUGGCCUUAAACUACAAACAAAUGGAGUUAUACCACGCUUUGCCAUUUUUUUUUUAUUAUAUUGGAUUUAUUUAUGAAACUUAUAAAAAACAUUCAUUAGUUACAGCUUUAAAGACAUUAUCUAUUCUUGUAUUGAGUGUGACAAUAACAUUUUUAUUAUUAUGGUUUCCUUUUCUGAGUGAUCCCAAACAAAUGUUUCAAGUCAUACACAGAAUUUUCCCGUUAGAACGAGGUGUUUUCGAAGACAAAGUUUCCAAUAUAUGGUGUCUAAUUAAUGUUCUUUAUAAGUUGAGGAAUAUUAAUAAUAAAACCAUGGCUACUAUAUGCCUAUUAACAACAUUUAUCACGGUGUUGCCCACAUGCCUGGAUCUUUUAAAAAAUCCUUCCAAAAUAAAAUUUUUACUUUCAUUGAUUAAUUGUUCAUUGUCUUUUUUCCUAUUUUCAUUUCAAGUUCAUGAAAAAAGCAUACUUUUAGUUGCCAUACCAGUUUUAAUGUACGCUCCUCAAAAUGCAUUUAUGUGUUCUUGGUUUGUGUCCAUGACAACAUUUAGCAUGCUUCCAUUAUUGAUAAGGGAUAAUUUAUUGGUCCCAUUCAUUUCUUUGUCGUUAAUUUAUUUUAUUGUGCACUAUAAUAUUGAAAAAUUAAUUUCACAACAAAAAGAAACAUCAAAAUUACAUUUAAUACGUAAUUUAUCAUUAUUCGGAUGUACCAUAUUAACUGUUUGUGCCAUAGCAUUGAAACCUCCUGCGAAAUAUCCAGAUUUAUGGCCUUUGAUUAUAUCUGUUUAUAGUUGUAUGCAUUUUAUUUUGUUUUUGAUCUAUUUUAAUUUUAGUCAAUUAAUGUUGCAAGUUCCAAAAAAAAAAUUAUAUUAAGUUACUUAAAAUUCUGUUACUAGGGUUUAUUAAAUAAUUUUUUAUGAAUAUUAAAAAAUGUUUACUAUGAUUUCCUAUGUUUUUAAAGUGAAUAUCAUAAUAAUUUAUUAUAAAAGCUUAAACUUGAUAAUUUGUUUAAAUGUUAAAAAUGUAUACUGUAUGUAUUGAUAAAUUAAUUUAUAAACAAUUUUGUUUUUAAUUUAAAAAUACAAAAUUUUGUGUCAACUGUAUAGUUAUUUAAUUUUUUUUUGUAGACGACUAAGAAUACAUUUAUUAUUUUUAUUUUCAAGUAGUUUUAAGAAAACUAUGUUUUAAGAAAACUAUGUUUUAACUAAAUUGACAAUUUUAUAAAUGACAUUAUCAUUAAUAUUUUAGUUACUAUAUUAGUUAUUGUACAAUUAUUAAAUAUAAAGAAUGAAUUAUAUCAAUGUGAAAGUUUUAGUUUUGUUCUUUUCAUUUUACACCUCUGGCUUAUAUUAUUAUAUUAGUACAAACUAUGUAGAACUGUUAUUAUAACUAUCCAUACAUUCACAAUGAUAAUAUAUUACAAAAUAAGGGUAAAAUUAAGUGUAGAUUUUGACAAUGGACAAGGGUGUUUUAAAAAAGUUAGCAAUUUAUAUGACAUAUAGAAUAUAAAUACAGAAUUUUCUUAUGAAAUUACUUGAAUUCAAUAUUUUCAAAAUUGUAUUGCAUUAAGAAAAACUUAUCUUUACAGGUAAAUAUAGAUUGACCAUCUAAUUACUUUACUUUAUUUUAUUCCAAAAUUAACAUAGAACAACGGUAAAGCUUAACAUCUUAGUAUCUACAUACCAUAUUGUCAAUGUCAUGUUAUAAGCUUGAACUUUGAAUAUUUAUUAUGUAAAUACUAGGUAUAAUAAAUAAA
Myzus persicae (green peach aphid) is the source of this 2544-nucleotide messenger RNA. RefSeq names its product dolichyl pyrophosphate Man9GlcNAc2 alpha-1,3-glucosyltransferase (gene gny). Bases 147 to 1661 code for a protein of 504 amino acids. NCBI's taxonomy places the organism in Eukaryota, Metazoa, Arthropoda, Insecta, Hemiptera, Aphididae. Gene Ontology annotation, cellular component: endoplasmic reticulum membrane. Gene Ontology annotation, molecular function: dolichyl pyrophosphate Man9GlcNAc2 alpha-1,3-glucosyltransferase activity. Gene Ontology annotation, biological process: protein N-linked glycosylation. The record is from RefSeq and is a predicted model, not a curated record. The transcript is spliced from 2 exons.